AUGGAACAUAUCCUAAAGUGGAGGUCCAUUCGAGAACAAGCAGUCAUCGCCACAGGAACCGAUGUCUACAUCCCUCAGAUUAUAUACCAACCAUACACAGAGGCGGAUCGUGUCCGCUACAUCCAGAAAGCUGACCUCAAGGAACCAAUCAUCUUUAUGACAGCACAUCCCAAUCAGUGGGGCAUACCACUUGAUGAUGCCAUCAAAGCUAAGAUGAAAGACCUUCUCGAUAAAGAUGACAGCAUGUUUGAGGACUGUGGGCCCUCAGUGUCCAUCAGGCUUCAGUGGCCCGGAUACCGCUCGUGGACCAAGCAGAUCCCUACGAUGGACUUUAAAAGUCCAAAGGGUCCGAUCACAAGAGCUAAAUUGGCUAAAAACAUCGCCAACUGCGUCAAGCGAUUCAUCGAAGUGCGCCCUACAAAGCGCAUGGAGAUGGAAGCAGACCGCCGGUGGAGAGUUGGAAACCGCUACAUCAGGAUGGAGGACCUUAUCUUGGUGUCCCUGCACCACAUUUCCAAGGGCAGCUGGCAACCUCAGCUGCGUCUACGCACUACUAUGAGUGACCUUCAACUCCGCCGCACGCUUCCGCCUUCCAGCGCAUAG
This is a messenger RNA of Suillus paluster, 603 nucleotides long. RefSeq lists its product as uncharacterized. The record is from RefSeq and is a predicted model, not a curated record. The transcript is spliced from 3 exons. The coding region runs from base 1 to 603 and encodes 200 amino acids. Lineage: Eukaryota; Fungi; Basidiomycota; Agaricomycetes; Boletales; Suillaceae.